AUGACUAUGCAACAAUACAUAUGUGCUUCUUUUUCAUCUUCUUCUUCAACGACGACAUCUUUAAAAAAAAAAGUUGUUUUUAUUAGCUUUCGUGGUGAGGAUACUCGUAGAAAUUUCACAAGCCAUCUUUGUGACGCUCUUAGCAAGAAAGUUCUAGCAUUCAUUGACGAAACUGAGCUUCAAAGAGGAGAUGAGAUCUCGUCGGCGCUUAUCAAAGCCAUUGAGGAGACAGUUAUAUCUGUAGUCAUAUUCUUAAAAGACUACGCUUCUUCAAAGUGGUGCUUGCAUGAACUCGUUAAGAUUUUAGAAUGCAAGAGAGAUCAAGGACAAAUUAUGAUACUUGUUUUCUAUGACAUACAGACAUCCCAUGUGAGGAAUCAACCUGGGAGUUUUAAGGAAGCCUAUAAGAAUCACAAGCAAAAUUUGAGACACAACAAAGACAAGUUUAAGAAAUGGAAAAAUGCACUUAUAGAAGCAUCUAAUUUGUCUGGAUGGAAUUCUCAAGACUACAGGUAA
Molecule: messenger RNA, 516 nt
Organism: Lathyrus sativus (Indian pea)
Lineage: Eukaryota; Viridiplantae; Streptophyta; Magnoliopsida; Fabales; Fabaceae
Source: the annotation of a GenBank genome assembly